Pistacia vera is the source of this 938-nucleotide messenger RNA. RefSeq lists its product as uncharacterized. The transcript is spliced from 2 exons. The record is from RefSeq and is a predicted model, not a curated record. Lineage: Eukaryota; Viridiplantae; Streptophyta; Magnoliopsida; Sapindales; Anacardiaceae. Gene Ontology annotation, molecular function: FAD binding. Bases 59 to 718 code for a protein of 219 amino acids.
UUCAGGAUACUGUGCAUGGAGGGGCGUUCUUGAGUAUUCAGGAAAGAAUUUGGAUACCAUGAUGGGCUUCCGGAAAGCGUAUCCUGAUCUUGGAAGGUGCUUAUACAUGGAAUUGGCUCCUGGAACUCACUCAACUCUUUGUGAGCUUAUGUACGAGAGGCUCAAUUGGAUUUGGUAUAUCAAUCAACCUGAGCCCCAAUUGAAGGGAAGUUCAGUUACUAUUAAAGUAAACAGCGACAUGAUAAGCGCAAUGCACCAGGAGGCUGAGAAGAUUUGGAUUCCUGAGUUUGGAAGAGUGAUAAAAGAAACAAAGGACCCUUUCAUUAGUGUUAUUUAUGAUUGUGAUCCUUUGAAACAAAUUGUUUGGGACAGAGUGGUGUUAAUCGGAGACGCUGCUCAUCCCACAACUCCACACUCUGGAAGAAGUACAAACAUGUCAAUAUUAGACGCAGCAGUAUUAGGCAAAUGCAUGGAGAAAUGGGAGCCAGUCAAUUUUCAAAUGGCCCUUGAAGAAUAUCAAUCUAUAAGGCUACCUAUCACUUCAAUGCAAGUCCUACAUUCCCGGAAAGUGGGUCGAAUCAAACAAGGCUUAACUCUUGCUGGUAGGGAGCCUUUUGAUCCGAUGACUGCAACUCCAGAGCAAUGUGAAAACCUUCAACAGAAGAAUGUGCCUUUCUUUGCCGAUGUUCCUGAAUCGCUUAAUUAUCUGUUUGAUUAAAAAUAAGUAAUUUCUGUGAUCAAUCCUUCCACUCAUGCUCAACUUAGUUUUGUUGUUCAUAAUGAAUAAAAAAAUAUUUCACUUUCAUCUUCCAUUCUUGCUCAAAGUUGAUGCGAUUGAGGAAAAUAAUGUUAUUGUUGGUUCAGUUGGAGAGAUGAUGAGAGUAAAGAGAGAGUGAUUUGUAAAAGAAAGGGACGGCAAAGGCUGAAAGUUUUUCUAU